Paramuricea clavata is the source of this 456-nucleotide messenger RNA. Lineage: Eukaryota; Metazoa; Cnidaria; Anthozoa; Malacalcyonacea; Plexauridae. The record is from the annotation of a GenBank genome assembly.
AUGCCAGAUGCUGUGGUGACCAUUCACAAUUAUUCAAUAUUUAGAAGAGAUAGAAGUUGGGAAGGACGCGAUAUGAGAGCAAAAGGAGGGGUAGCAAUAUAUGUUCGGAACAACUUAAAAGUUAUUGAUAUUUAUCGAUCCAGUUUGUACGAACUUAUUGGUGUCACACUUCUGUUACCUACAGGAAACCGCAUGUUGAUAUAUGGCCUUUAUCACCCACCUAGGCACAAUUAUCUGGAGAGCGACUUAUUGGAUUAUUUGAUAAAUAUUUCUGACGACGUUCUGGACAAAUAUCCAGACACUGUAAUUGUUUGUGGAGGGGAUUUGAACAGUUUGGACAUAAAACACCUUGAGGAACUAUCAGGAUGGGAUGCAAUGGUCGACUUUUCAACAAGGGGUAACACAUGUUUGGAUAACUGCCUUACAAAUAGAAUAGAUUUGUUCUCAAAAUGUUAA